Messenger RNA from Trichophyton rubrum CBS 118892, 273 nucleotides. RefSeq lists its product as uncharacterized. The record is from RefSeq and is a predicted model, not a curated record. The coding region runs from base 1 to 273 and encodes 90 amino acids. NCBI's taxonomy places the organism in Eukaryota, Fungi, Ascomycota, Eurotiomycetes, Onygenales, Arthrodermataceae. The transcript has 2 exons. Gene Ontology annotation, molecular function: ubiquitin-like protein ligase binding; protein tag activity. Gene Ontology annotation, cellular component: septin ring; nucleus. Gene Ontology annotation, biological process: protein sumoylation.
AUGGCCGAUCUUCCCCCUCAGUCCAUGCCUGCUCCUGUUGAGCACCUCAACAUCAAGGUUACUGAUAACAAUAAUGAAGUCUUCUUCAAGAUCAAGAGGAGUACGCAGCUGAAGAAACUUAUGGAUGCCUUCUGCGAGAGACAAGGCAAGCAACUCUCGACUGUUCGUUUUCUCUUUGAUGGCACAAGGGUCCGGCCAGAUGACUCUCCUGAGACUCUAGAUAUGCAAGACGGCGACACCCUCGAGGUGCACCAGGAGCAGAUCGGUGGCUGA